This is a messenger RNA of Radiomyces spectabilis, 1567 nucleotides long. RefSeq names its product 2,3-bisphosphoglycerate-independent phosphoglycerate mutase-domain-containing protein. The record is from RefSeq and is a predicted model, not a curated record. The transcript has 10 exons. Bases 84 to 1355 code for a protein of 423 amino acids. NCBI's taxonomy places the organism in Eukaryota, Fungi, Mucoromycota, Mucoromycetes, Mucorales, Radiomycetaceae. Gene Ontology annotation, molecular function: metal ion binding.
CCCCGACAAAUGAGACUCUGAUCGCGUGGUGAUAAUGUGAAUCAAAAGAACAAGUGUUUCCAAUAUCCGUGGACGAGGUCUCCAUGUCACCACCGCACAAGAAAUUAUUGCUUGUCCUUAUUGAUGGUAUCGGCGAUGUCGCUGUACCUGAACUCGAAAUGCGCACCCCUCUGCAAGCAGCCAAGACCCCCUGGAUGGACAAGUUGGCCAGUAGUGGUCUCAAUGGUCUCAUGGACUCUGUCGAACCCGGAUUAGCUUGCGGCUCGGAUACAGCCCACAUGUCGAUCCUCGGCUACAAUCCUCGACAGCAUUAUAGAGGUCGUGGUGCAUUCGAGACGAUGGGAGCAGGUCUUGAAAUGCAACCGGGAGACAUUGCAUUCAAGUCCAAUUUUGCCUACAUGGAUAGAGAAAGUGGCAUUGUCAUUUCGAGAAGAGCCGAUCGACAGUUUGAAGGAUUGGGUCCAGUAUUGUGUGAAGCCUUGGAUGGAGUAAAAUUACCUUCAUUCCCGGAUCACACUGUCGCUGUGCGAUACGCAACCGAACAUCGGUGUGGUGUACGUGUACGAGGCCCGGGGCUCACGGAUACCAUUACCGGCACCGAUCCGCUCAAAGACAACAAACCAUUGGUCAAAUGUGCACCAACGGAGAAUACAGAUGAGGCUCGAAUGACUAGCAAGUUGAUUAACGAACUAUCCGAUGCAUUUUACGAUAUUCUGAGUGGUCAUCCCAUCAAUGAGACUCGGCGUCAGCAGGAUAAGAAUCCUGCGAAUUGCGUGCUUUUGCGAGGUUGUGGCAGUUGCAUUGAUAUUCCUAGCAUUGAGGCAUUACACGGGUUCAAGAGCUUCUUGAUUGCUCCAACGUGUAUUAUUGCUGGACUGGGCAUGACAGCACGGAUGGACAUUCUGCAAGUAGAGGGUGCAACGGGCGAUUACCAGACGAAUUUCCAGGCCAAAGCAGAUGCGGCGGUUCGCGCAAUCACCUCAGAGUACGACUUUGGAUUUCUCCAUAUCAAAGCGGUCGAUGAUGCAGGACAUGAUCGACACGUUUCCUUGAAAGUAAACUUUCUUGAAAAAGUAGAUGCAAUGAUUGGAAAUAUUAUGACGCGCCUGGCGACUGAUGAACAAAUCAAUGACAACAAGUAUACGAUUAUUAUCACCAGCGAUCAUUCUACGCCUGUGCUGUACGGUGAUCACAGUUGUGAGCCUGUACCGGUCUGUGUGGGCCGCGUCAAUGGCCAGGGCUGCAGCGACAAUGUUCAUCACUUUGAUGAAAUAAGUGCCAUGAAAGGAGGCCUUGGAAGAUUCUGUGGAGAGCAACUAAUGACCAUUGCCAAAAAUUACAUGCGUACUACAUAAUAUGCCUAGUUUAUAUUCUAUUCAUUCUAAUCCUGCCAAUGAAUCAUUGUAAAUACAGAUAAAAAAUCGAUGCCUUUUUUAUUAGUAAGUUCGCUAUGCUGAUAGGGCCUUUGGAGAUGCAUGUCAUAAGAAUGAUGUGAAAACGUUCAAAAGAAUAAAAAUGUUUUGCGCAAACCAUAAAUAGUUAACCAGAAGAAUAGAACAGAAUAAAU